This is a messenger RNA of Salvia miltiorrhiza (redroot sage), 1052 nucleotides long. RefSeq names its product eukaryotic translation initiation factor 3 subunit K. Bases 118 to 831 code for a protein of 237 amino acids. Gene Ontology annotation, cellular component: eukaryotic translation initiation factor 3 complex; cytoplasm. The transcript has 8 exons. NCBI's taxonomy places the organism in Eukaryota, Viridiplantae, Streptophyta, Magnoliopsida, Lamiales, Lamiaceae. The record is from RefSeq and is a predicted model, not a curated record. Gene Ontology annotation, biological process: regulation of translational initiation. Gene Ontology annotation, molecular function: translation initiation factor activity; ribosome binding.
AAAGGAUGGGUAUAUUAGUCAUUUAACAGAGUGAGGCGGUGAUAAAGCCCUAAGUGAAGGCAAGGAAAAGAAUUGGUUUGUAGCUCCGUCUGCUGCACUACAUCAUCAAUUGCAGGAAUGGGGAGAGAGAUGAGCAACGCGGUCUCCAAUCAGAAGCCGCAGUCGGAGAUGUCGUACACGGUGGAGCAGCUCGUUUCCGUCAAUCCCUACAACCCCGACAUCCUACCUGAUCUCGAGAACUACGUCAACGAGCAAGUCUCGUCGCAAACCUACAGUUCGAAUGCAAAUCUUUGCCUCCUGCGUCUCUACCAGUUUGAGCCAGAGCGGAUGAGUACUCAGAUUGUUGCUCGCAUUUUGAUUAAGGCACUGAUGGCAAUGCCGGCCCCAGAUUUCAGCCUGUGCCUCUUUCUAAUUCCUGAAAGAGUGCAAAUGGAAGAACAAUUUAAGACUCUCAUUGUUCUCUCACACUACUUGGAGACUGCCAGAUUUCGUCAGUUUUGGGAUGAAGCUGCUAAGAGCCGUCAUAUAUUAGAGGUCGUACCAGGUUUUGAGCAAGCAAUUCAAGCAUAUGCCAUCCAUAUCCUUUCAAUAACUUAUCAAAAAAUUCCAAGAUCUGUUCUUGCUGAGGCCAUCAACAUUGAAGGUCUGGUCCUAGACAAGUUCAUUGAGCACCACAUCACUAACUCUGGUUGGGCUAUAGAGAAGAAUCAGAACAAGGGUCAAAUUAUCAUCCUUCCUCACAAUGAGUUUAACAAUCCGGAGCUUAAGAAAAGUGCUGCAGAUGGGAUUCCCUUGGAGCAUAUCACACGGAUCCUUCCAAUUCUUGGCUGAUCUAUGUGAUUUGGCAUUGAUGGAUCCUAGUCAAAUUUUGGCCAUUCUUGUGAGAAAAUACGUACUUUGUGUUUUUUUUUUGUCAAAGCGCUAUAUAUUUAUUUUAAAUCUAAUCUGGAACUACAGUGCUUUGAUCAGACUAGACCUGUUUGAGCUAUUUUCAGUUGUAGCAUAAUAUUAUCAGAUCCUCGGGAUUAAAUGCAAAAGCUUGUUAUUUAUCA